UGUGUUGUCUGUUACUGUUAUUAAAAUCUAAAUAUCGUUUGAGAAGUGACAUAGGAAGCCGCUAUUUUAUUUGGAUCAUAAUUACUGUGGUAUGGAUGGAGCCUAAUACUCCUAGCUCAUCGUCUGCCACCAGAGCCACAAGAUUUAUGAUGGAAGGUGUUGGAGCAAGAGUUAUUAGAGGUCCUGAUUGGAAAUGGGGCAAACAGGAUGGUGGAGAGGGCCAUGUUGGCACUGUGAGAAACUUUGAAUCUCCAGAAGAAGUAGUUGUCGUUUGGGAUAAUGGUACUGCAGCAAAUUACAGAUGUUCAGGAGCUUAUGAUUUACGUAUCUUUGAUAGUGCUCCAACAGGUGUCAAACAUGAGAGCACAAUGUGUGAUACUUGCCGACAAAAGCCAAUUUUUGGAAUAAGGUGGAAAUGUGCUGAAUGCAGUAACUAUGACUUAUGCUCUGUUUGCUAUCAUGGAGAUAAGCAUCACUUGCGGCAUAGAUUUUACCGUAUCAGUGCUCCAGGGGCACAACGCUGUCUUGUUGAGCCUCGGAGAAAGAGCAAAAAACAAGCUGUUAAAGGAAUAUUUCCAGGAGCAAGAGUUGUAAGGGGGGUGGAUUGGCAGUGGGAAGAUCAAGACGGUGGAAAUGGCAGACGGGGUAAAGUAAAUGAGGUACAAGAUUGGUCAGCAGCCAGUCCACGUUCAGCAGCAUAUGUUGUUUGGGACAAUGGAAGCAAAAACCUCUACAGAGUUGGCUUUGAGGGCAUGGCUGAUUUGAAGGUUUUGAAUGAUGUAAAAGGUCAGAAUGUUUAUAAAGAACACUUACCACUCUUGGGAGAAUUGGGCCCUGGUCGUGCAGGGCCUCAUGGGUUACAAGUUGGUGACCAAGUGAAUGUAGACUUAGAUUUGGAAAUAGUUCAAUCAUUACAACAUGGUCAUGGAGGGUGGACAGAUGGCAUGUUUGAAUGUCUCAGUACCACUGGCACUGUCGUCGGAAUAGAUGAGGACCACGACAUUGUGGUCACCUACCCUAGCGGUAAUAGAUGGACCUUUAACCCGGCUGUAUUAACAAAGGUGUGCAGCGGUACGCUGAGCGCGUCGACGUCGGCGGCGAGCGCGGGGGGCGCGGGCGGCGCGGGCGGCGCGUUCGCGGUGGGCGACCUCGUGCAGGUGUGCGCCGACCGCGAGCGCGUCAAGCUGCUGCAGCGCGGACACGGCGAGUGGGCCGAGGCCAUGGCGCCGACGCUCGGCAAAAUUGGUCGCGUGCAGCAAAUAUAUCACGAUAACGAUCUCAAAGUAGAAGUCUGCAACACUUCAUGGACUUACAAUCCGAAUGCGGUCAAUAAAGUGGCGUCAUUCGAUGGCAGCAUUCCAGGGAAUUCAUCAGGCGAUCGUCUGUCAGUCCUAUUGAAAAAAUUAUUUGAAACUCACGUGACGGGAGACGCGAACGAGGAGCUCGUGAAAGCGGCCGCUAACGGCGACGCUGCGCGCUGUGCCGACAUCCUCGCGCGGACGGACGGCGCGCAGGCCGACGUCAACGGCGUCUACGGAGGACACACUGCGCUGCAGGCGGCGGCACAGAAUGGCCACGUGGAAGCGGUCCGCGCACUGGUGGAGGCGGGCGCAGAGGCGGACGCGGAGGACCGCGAUGGCGACCGCGCGGCGCACCACGCGGCCUUCGGGGACGAGUCCGCGGCGCUACGAGUUCUCGCCAGCGCCGGCGCAGACCUCAACGCACGGAACCGCCGCCGACAGACGCCGCUACACAUCGCGGUCAACAAGGGGCACCUGGCCGUAGUGCGCACGCUACUGCAGCUCGGCGUGCACCCGAGCCUUCAGGAUUCUGAAGGAGACACGCCCUUGCACGAUGCUAUAUCGAAGAAGCGCGACGACAUAUUGACUUUACUAUUGGACCACGGGGCUGAUAUGACACUCACGAACAACAACGGAUUUAACGCUCUGCACCACGCUGCGCUUCGAGGCAAUCCAAGCGCCAUGAAGAUAAUGCUCGGCAAGCUGCCUCGUCCGUGGAUAGUCGAUGACGCGAAGGACGACGGAUACACCGCACUGCACCUGGCCGCGUUCAACAACCACGCGGAGGUCGCCGAGUUGCUCGUCCGCGGGGGAGCGCGCCCCGACCUUCAGAACGCGAACCUGCAGACCGCGCUCCACCUCGCCGUAGAGCGACAGCACACGCAGAUCGUCAGACUACUCAUCGCACACGGGGCUAAUCUUAACAUUUGUGAUAAGGACGGAGACACCCCUCUCCACGAGGCGCUCAGACAUCACACUCUGCAGCAAUUGCGACGCUUACAAGACGCUCGAGACCCCUCGUUGCUCAGUGGCAUCGCGCAUGCGCACGACAAGAAGUCUUCUGCAUCUAUCGCGUGUUUCCUUGCCGCACAUGGUGCUGAUCUAACCGUCAAGAAUAAGAAAGGCCAGACACCGUUGGACUUAUGUCCGGAUCCGAAUCUACAAAAAACGCUGACAACAUGCCGCAAAGAAGGUACCGGCAUGCCCAUCGACGGAACACCAGAAACCGAGACUGGCCCCUCACCCGGUGGAAGCGGUACUGCGGCUGCAACGGAAGCUCCCAUCGCAGAGGUCCCGCCCAGUGAUCCCACCGCGGAUGAGUGCCUCGUGUGCUCCGAUGCUAAGCGAGACACACUGUUCCGCCCGUGCGGACACAUCUGCUGCUGUAAUGUCUGCGCUGCAAGAGUGAAAAAGUGCCUAGUGUGUCGCGCGGGCGUGUCGUCCCGCCAGCGCGUGGGCGAGUGCGUGGUGUGCUCGGAGGCGCCGGCCACGGUGGUGUUCCGGCCGUGCGGCGACGUGUGCGCCUGCGCGGCCUGCGCGCCGCUCAUGCGCAAGUGCGUGGAGUGCCGCACGCCGCUGCAGCCGCCGCCCGCCGCGCCCGCCACGCCCGCCGCGACCGCGACCGCCGCCGCCGCCUUGCCACCGCACGGAGCGCUGCCGAAACAGGAACCUUCUGGAAGUGGCGAGGGUGGCAGCAACCUAGCGCUGGUGCAGGUGAACAAAGGGCAGCCGGCGCCCGCGCCCGCCGCGCCACAUCUCUUGAACAACGGCUCUCGCUCCGCGCCCGCGUCCGCCUCCGCCGUCGUCCCCGCCGCCGCCUCAGCUACCGCCUCCGCUCCCGCCGCCGCAGAUGUCCAAAAAUUGCAACAACAGCUACAAGACAUAAAGGAACAGACCAUGUGUCCGAUCUGCCUGGACAGACUGAAGAAUAUGAUAUUCCUGUGCGGACACGGCAUGUGCCAGAUGUGCGGCGACCGGAUCACCGUCUGCCCGAUCUGCCGCAAGCAGGUCGAGAAACGCAUUCUUCUCUACUGAGCGUGGUACCGAGUAUAACAUUUAUCGUUUAGUAACAUUAAAUCAUAUAAAACUACAUAUUGUUGUACCAAAGUUUUAUUAAUUCUAGAUAAGUGUAUGUUUACAUUAUAAUAUGUUAGUAUUAUUAAAUAAUAUAGAAGAAAUUCUUACGAAAGCUUCGCUUUCUAGGUUAUUCGAAGUCUGAAAGUUUAUUUUAAAAUGUAAGAAUCGUAAUAGGAAAAUUUCAUGACUGCCAAAUUUUGAAAAAUUUAUACUGUUAAUAGUUCAAAAUUGAAGAAUUAAAAUUGUCAACACACGUUACGUUUAUACAAACGGCAAUCGAAUCGUACAACAUUUACCCAAUAAAGUAUUGCCAUACCUUUAUUGCCAAGCAUACUGUGUGUUAAUAAACAUGUACGAACUAAAAUAAAAAAUCUACGUUAUGAUAGAGUACUCGCAUUUAAGCACUUAUCAAUUUAUCUUAUUGUGCAUUUACAUGUGCUUAAUCAGUAGUAGUUUCGAAAAUUGCAAAAAAGAAAAAAAAAAUGUUUACCUUGUGUUAAAAGUUAAGUUUUGAUUUAAACUAUUAAUAAAAAUAUAUUUCAGUAGAUAUUUAAUCCUAUGAAAUAAUAUGUUAGUGCCUUAGAGGUAAGAACUUCAAUCGAAAUAAUCAAUGAAUUUGAAGAAUGUAUUGUGUCUGGUUAACGUCUUAACACAUAGAGGCUAAGUGCAACGCACAAGUAACUAUGUAUGUAUUUAUACAGUUUGGAGGUGUUUAUGGUCAAAAAUAAAACAAUACUAGACUACCGUUACAUAGGUAGACCUACAAUGCAGACUUUCGUAAUAAAUACUUCAAAAAUACUAUAAUCUCGUAUAUACAUAUAUUAUUACCUAACGGUCAACAAAAAAUUCUCAUUUUUAUAUUUUAUAUUAUUAAAAUGUAUAUUUAUUUUAUGUUCUUGUUAAUUUUAAGUAAGGUUUAUUCAUGUUUUAUGUGCACAAUGAAUAUAUCUUAAUUACAACAAAAAAAAUUGUUCAGGCAAAAUUUCGGUCCAGGUAGCCAACUAACGUAAGUAAUACUAAAAAAUCUCUCUAUUCCCUUACUUUAAUGGUCAAACUGGACGUCAGUGUGACACAAGCGGAUCGAGACCAACGACUUUACGUAUUGUCCGAGCAAAUUAAAUUAAAAAAAAAACCAGUUAAAAUCAAAUAACUUUCAUUUUUGGACUCGAACCCAAUGCUUUAUCUGGAUCUGCAAAUGAACAAGCUAGAUCAACGAAAAAGUUACGAUAUAAAUAAGUAGAAUUACAUUAACUUAUUCAUGCAUUUUUUACUUUUACUAUAUUUAUGUUCAAUGUAAUGGUUUUCAAAUAUUUUAUGACAAUAUGUAGCACAAUUUAGUCUGUUUGUAUUUUGCGCCAUGUGUACCUGUUGUCCGAAUCCGUUUAAAGGAUGAGGGAACCAGUGUGAUUACCUACGCGAGAGACAGAGAGAGACCUUGUGAUUGGCGCAUUCAAAGAGAAAGGAAUAGUUUUUUCUUCUUCCAAAAAUAAGCCAAUUGCGAUAUAAAAAUAUACAUAGGCUGUAUUAAAGGGAAGGGUACAAUGCCAAAAACCUCUGUUAAAACAUUGACAAAACGCAUCGUCAUAUUUUGAUGAUACUUUGUUAUUUUUUGUUCAAAUAUAUAUCUAAAUAAAGCAAAUAAAGCUUAUUAAUGUUAUAGUUGUUAGUAAUCUCAUAAGUUUACAACUGGUAAGAUAUUUUUCAUUGUACAAUAUUUACAAUACUUUUUGUGCCCAAUCUGUCAACAUCUGUUACAUAUUUAAUUUUAAUUGUUAUGUUAGCUAAUAUUUAUUUAAGUUUUGUAGUGUAUUUAAUUGUUGUACUUAUCAAUUUCUUAUAAUUGGUUAUUAAGAUGACGACUUAGCAAAUGAUACAUUCGAAUUGCAUUUAUUUUUAAUAAAAAAAACAGUGUUACUCUAUGCGAUAUGAUUACUAUUAUGAGGUUGUUUUGUAGACAUUGCUCUAAAUUUCGACCGUUGAUAGAAUUCUGUCCUGGCAACUCCGAUAAAAAUACACAUUAAAUUCUAUGUUAUUUCUUCAACUUACAAUAAAUCUUAUAAUUUUGGGUUGAAUUCAAUUUGAUUUUUUUUUUUUAAUUCAUACGGCUUUAUUGUAAGUUUAUAUCAACUGUUUAUGUUCAGUAGUGUAUUAGUAUCAUAACCAACGGAUAUGGAAGCGUUCUCUCAGCGGCCGAACUUUAACAAUAAAUUAAUUAAGCUACAUACACAAGAUAUACUAACUUAAAUAAAAUGCAUGUAAAUGGUUGGUACCUUUCUAUGUUGUAAAAGUAAGGUUAUAAAAAAAAAGAUGGAGAUGUGUUUUUUUUAUUGAUAUAAAAAUAAUAACUUAACUAUGAAUUCUUAUAGCUUAGAAACACUAAAGAACCUUUACUUACCACUGAAUCUUAUAAAUAGAUUUAUUAUUUUUAAUUUUUAAAAUACCAUUGUAAACAAAUAUAGUAAUACACUUUUUGAUUAAUAAUAUCAAUAAAAAAUCCAAUGAAUUUUGUAUUGUAGCAUACAUAAUGAAAUAUGUCUAUGGAAAGGUCUUGUAGAAAGAUGAAAUUCUUUCCAAAAAUGUAGCUUUUGAUAUUGAUCAAAAAAGUUGAUAUUUGCUUGACAUUUAGUUAUUUUUUAACCUCUAUUUCUUCUCUUAUAAUUAUUUACAAGUAAAUAAUAUAAUUUGCUUUUAACAUCAAGAUAAUUUAAAUUUGAGGAAAUCUAUAGAUUUUGAUCUGAUAGACUCCUCGGGAUAAAUUCAAUUCAAUUUUCUGUAUGAAAAAUCCUAAGAUGUAGGAAUAUUAAAUGUAAGCAAAUAUUUUUUGUUUCAAGCUUCAAGAAUACAAUUAUUAUUUUAGAUGUACUCUUCAUUUAUGUGUCAGUAACAAUAAAUUAAAAACGUUUGAGGAAAAAUUUGAACUAUGUUUACCUAGUAUUUAUUAUUUG
This is a messenger RNA of Vanessa atalanta (red admiral), 6322 nucleotides long. RefSeq names its product E3 ubiquitin-protein ligase MIB1-like (gene mib1). Gene Ontology annotation, molecular function: ubiquitin-protein transferase activity; zinc ion binding; protein binding. The record is from RefSeq and is a predicted model, not a curated record. The transcript is spliced from 17 exons. Bases 96 to 3335 code for a protein of 1079 amino acids. Gene Ontology annotation, cellular component: cytoplasm. Gene Ontology annotation, biological process: protein ubiquitination. Lineage: Eukaryota; Metazoa; Arthropoda; Insecta; Lepidoptera; Nymphalidae.